AUGGCCUCCGGACUCUUUUUCGACCCUCGUACACUCAUUUUCGACCACCGUACACUCCUACGUACCGCCCCACUCAUAACCUCCACCUGCACGCUCUGGUACUCGCUCGACCAGGACUUCUUCCUGAACGCCUUCCUCCACCCGAACCACCGCACCCGCAGCAAUGAAUUCCUACCAUCCUAUUUCCGGGCCUUCUUCGGCUUCGGCACUGCGCGCGUACUAGCCCUUCUCACGCUGACCUUGACCGGAGGUGGAUAUAAUAUCUUGACGGAGAAACGGUCGGGAUUGGGUGGCUCAGCUUCUCUACCUUGGUAUACUGCCGGCACCAUAUUAGCUGCCAGUCACCUUCUCUUUGUUCCUGCUGUUGCGCCUAAGGUUCAGGCCGUGAUUGAGGACUCGUCCAAGGGUUCAUCGACGAAGGAUCUCGAGGGUUGGUUGACUAUCCAUCGUGUGCCCAAACCCUUAAUGGCGUCACUUCCAAAGUUAUCUACCCUCUUCACCUGGGCCCUUUACUUGAUCCCAGUGUAUAUCUUUAUCCUCGACCCGCUAGUGCGCGGGUUCUUCCCGACCCUACUGGCACCACCUAGAGAUAGCGACCUCUUCGAUGAUUCUAGCGCACCAGGACCAGGGAUCAACCUUACCGACGACAGCUUCAUCAGCCCGGAAGAUGGCGUACCAUUCAACUGCCCCAGCACAGAGGGAUACCGCGUGCAUCUCCUAUCGCGCGAACCGCUGAUCAUCUACAUUGAGAACUUCAUCUCGGAAACCGAAGCAAACCACAUCCUAGAAAUGAGUGUUAACAAAUAUACCCCUUCAAUCGUCUACGAUGGCCAAACUGAACGGGUAGACCCCAACAAACGCCUCUCCGACCGCGCCCUCCUCGACCGCGACGACACAGUCCGCUGUCUAGAAGACCGCGCCCGCGCCUUCCAAGGCUGGCGUCCGGAUCUAUACAUUGAGCGGAUGUGGGCACAGCGCUACAAUGCCUCCGGUCACUACCGCCACCACUAUGACUGGGCCGGGUCGCUAGCGCGGGGCGGGGACCGCUUCAGCACGUUUAUGGUGUAUCUCGAUGCGGACUGUGAGGGUGGCGGGACGAAUUUUCCGCGGCUGAGGAUGCCGGAUGGGGAAGGGUGGUGUCGAUUUUUGGAGUGUGAUGGGAAGGGGGAGAUGGGUGUCACAUUCAAGCCUAUCAAGGGUAAUGCGGUGUUUUGGGAGAAUCUGAGGGCGGAUGGGACGGGGUAUCCUGAGACUUGGCACGCUGCGUUUCCUGUUACGAAAGGGACGAAGGUUGGAUUGAAUGUGUGGAGUUGGUAUCAGCCAAAGCGGAGGAAUCGCUCAGGAAGGUGA
Messenger RNA from Penicillium griseofulvum, 1350 nucleotides. RefSeq names its product oxidoreductase, 2OG-Fe(II) oxygenase family. Gene Ontology annotation, molecular function: procollagen-proline 4-dioxygenase activity; iron ion binding; L-ascorbic acid binding. NCBI's taxonomy places the organism in Eukaryota, Fungi, Ascomycota, Eurotiomycetes, Eurotiales, Aspergillaceae. The coding region runs from base 1 to 1350 and encodes 449 amino acids. Gene Ontology annotation, cellular component: endoplasmic reticulum. Gene Ontology annotation, biological process: peptidyl-proline hydroxylation to 4-hydroxy-L-proline. The record is from RefSeq and is a predicted model, not a curated record. The transcript has 3 exons.